AUGAAUAAUUCGUCUAAAAUACCUAUAACAUCUUCCUUAUCAUCGAUUACAACUACAGAUAAUAUACAACAACAACAAACAAUAGUGAAAAAGAAACAAAAACGAAUUAAACGUUGUCACGGUGAUCGAAAAAAACAACGUUAUAGAAAGAAAUGUCGUGCAAAGGGUAUGAAACCAGCUACUAUUGCUAAACGAGAGAAGAAACGAUUUAAGGAUAAUAAUAAUCCAACUACACAACUAGUAACUACAAACGAUGAUAAAGUAAAGAAUAAUUCUGCAACUGCUUCAUCAAAUAAACGUAAACGAGAUUUAACAAUUAAUCAAGUAGUCAGAUCAGCAAGCCAAUUAAGUAUUACAACAUCACCACCUAAAAAAAUGACCAAAACAAAGAUUAAUAAUGCCACAACAACAACAACAGCUACUGCUACUACUACAUCAAUGGUUACGCAUAAUGAUAAUAUAUAUCGAUGUGCACCAUAUUUGAAACGAACAUCAUCAAUACUUUUACAAGCUCUACGUCUACAAUUGGAACAUCCAUUAAAGAAAAAAAUCGAACAAAGAUUCAUUUUUCAACGUCUUGAAUUAUUAGAUAAACAAUUCUGUUUAGAAUUACAUCGAUUUCUAUGGCAAUCUUACUUGAAUAUAGGCUCACAAGAACACUCACAACAAUAUACAUGGCCAGAUGAAAUCCAUACUAUGUUUCAAACUAAAGAUUCACGUUUAUGUUAUCAAUCUAUUGAGAAAUAUAUUUAUGGUAUUCAAUAUCAAUUAGAUCAAUGUAAUAAAAUAUUAAUGGAACAAAAUCCAACAUGUCCAGAAAGUAUUUCUAUUGAUAUGUGUGACCUACGUUUAAAGAAAUAUAUCGAAUCACAACAAAAACAAUUUCAUAAAAAAAUCAAUCAUCAAUUAUCUAAAUUCAAAGAGUGUAUUCAAGAAAAACAAUUCUAUCAUACUUUAUUCAAUGAUAAUCUUACACAAGAUCAGGAUAAAACUAUACAUCAAUUAGUAAACAUACAAGAUGAACAGUUGAAUUGUUGGAAAGAAUUACUUAAGUUAGAACAACAUAUUCUAUCGAAAUUUUUAGAUAAAAAUUUUGAUCAUUUACAAAAUUUUAUUACUUCAAAUGUCUUCUAUUCACCAAUCAUUGCUGAUGAUGAUUCUAUUGUUACAUAUCAAUUAAAAAAUGUCAAAACUUUACAAGAAUCAAAACGUAUAUGGUUAGAUAUUUAUCUACAAGUAUAUAUGUUAAAAAUUCAACAACAUGAUCAACAUUAUCAAUAUGAAUUCAUUCAAUUGAAACAAUGUUUAAAUAAUACUACUGAAUCAACAGAACUAUUUCAAUCUAUUCAAACAUAUCUGACUCAACGAAGUAAUCGAUUAAAACAAGAAAUCUAUUUAGAAAUCAAUUAUUUUGAAAGAAAAUUAACACGUCGUCGUCAUCAAUAUUCAUCUAAAACGAAACAAAUGAUUGGUGUUUCACCUGAAGUUAUUCUUGAUGUUCAUCCUCGUCAACAAGAAUUGAACUCUGUUGAACGUGAAUAUCUUUGUCGAGGUGGCAGUUAUAUUCGACCAAAUCGUACGAUUCUUCAUCCUUAUGCCGAACGUAAAAAAUUAGUUCAAAAAGAACAUGAUACAAUUUUUAAUAAAACUAAACAGUUUCUUUUAAAAUCUUGUCAAUCAAUACCAAGCGCAUCACCUCUUUUCAAACAAUUUUCUGAACGUCUUCAUACUUGUUUAACUCUUCAUUAUAUGACAACAAUACCUUAUAAGGAUCAUGCUCGUGCUAAACAAGAACGUGAAAUUAUUAAAUCUAUUCGACGAAAAUUAAAACGUAACAAACUUAUUCUUCGUCAAUGUGAUAAAAGUGGAAAUCUCUAUGUCGGUGAAAAAAGCAUUUUUGAACAAAAAGCAACACAAUAUCGUGUACAAACAGGUGCUUAUGAAGAAUUAUCAUCUAAUCCAUUGGAAGAUAUUCUAAUGAAAGUAACUCGUUUACUCAAUGAUCUUCAUGCGAAAACCAAAGAUUUAUCACCUAAACAAUAUAAAAAAAUGAUGCCCUUAAGAAAAAACGUCAGAUUAGCUCACAUGUAUUUUAAUCCAAAAACACAUAAAGAUCCUGUUACACUUCGACCAAUUAUGAAUACAAUUCAUGCUGCAACAACAGGUAUAUCUCAUUUUUUAGAUGACUUAAUUCGACCAUUAUUUAAUAAACAUGCUCAACCAAAACCAAUUGCUGAUGGUAAUAGUCUUCUUCGUCAAUUAGAACAAUAUGCUGAAAAUGGUUAUCUUCAACCAACAACUCUUUUUUGUACUUUCGAUAUUACUAAUUUAUAUACAAUGUUACCACAACAUGAAUCCUUAGAUAGUCUUGAAAACUUUCUUCGUCACUAUAAUUUAGAAAAAGACUUACAAGGUAUAUCAAUUAACGUUAUUCGACAAUUAGCUGAAACUGUUUUGAAAGAAACAGCGUUUUUUUAUGACAAUAAAUAUUACAAACAGAUAGUUGGUGGAGCUAUGGGAUCACCAUUUACUUUAACAUUAGCAAAUAUUUUUAUGUGGCAAUGGGAAAAUAAUAUCAUAUGUAAAAAAUUAAAACCUAAUGAGAUCUGUGGACGAUAUAUUGAUGAUAUGUUCUUUACUUCAAAUGAAUCUAAAGAAACAAUUGAAGGUAUACUAAAAGAUGCGAAUGAUUUUCAUCCUAAUAUUAAAUUAGAAGCAAAUAUUGGCCAUAGUGUUUCAUUUCUUGAUCUUUUAAUUACUAAUCAAAAUGGAAAUCUUGUAUCAUCUGUCUAUCAUAAAUUAGCUGCAGAACCAUGUGUUAUACCAUUUAAUUCUGAUCAUACUCGUCAUACUUUUGGUAAUAUCAUUCAAGUUAUUCUUCUUCGAGCAAUACGUUAUUCUUCUACAUUGGAAAGUUUUCAAAAAGAAUAUCGUAGAACUCGAUUAAUGCUCUUAUACAAUGGGAAAUUAUUAGCUCAAUCAUCUGUAAAAGAGAUUCAAAUAAAUCGUCAAAUCGAUAGUAUAGGAAUCAAACAAACUGAUAAACCUAAUAAAUUCGAUAAAACUUUAUUUCUUCAUUAUACACAUGAAAAACGAUUGGAACCAAUAAAACGAGAUAUACAUAAGAUUUAUUCAGAUGUUUUUCAAGGUACUGAAGCCGAAAGUAUGCGACUAAUUAUUGGACAUCGAAAUAGCCGUAAUCUUGCACGUGAAUUAAUUAGAACCAGACCAUACGCUUCUUUUAUUAAGUUACCAUCAACUAAAAAAUCAAAUGUUGAAGCUUUAUGA
Adineta steineri is the source of this 3288-nucleotide messenger RNA. The record is from the annotation of a GenBank genome assembly. NCBI's taxonomy places the organism in Eukaryota, Metazoa, Rotifera, Eurotatoria, Adinetida, Adinetidae.